AAAAGAUGUCAACGUUCCUGUUUCACGUCCGUCUGAUGUCAUGUGUCUGACCUUUUCUGUCUCAGUUUUCUGAUAACGGCCUCGUUCAGUUCCAAUCCCUGGCUGAGAAUGAGCGGUACCUGCUGCCGGCGCCCUCAGCCGAUGGUUUCCCAGACAACAUGAACGCAUCUCUGUUGGCCGUGUUUUGGGACGAUGCUGACCUCACCCGCGGGGACGGACAGCUGCUCUACCAGGAGUACCACGGGAGGAUUAUGUCCGACGUCUACUCUCAGAUAGUUUUUAAUCGUACAGCCGAUGAGGUGACAAAGUUUGAGAAGCAGAGAAACAAGCCGGCGUUCAGCCCUGCCUGGAUUCUCAAGAUCACCUGGGACCGCGUGAUGCCUGUCUCCUACCAGAAGGUCAACUUCUCAGAGACGAACACGUUUCAGUGCAUCCUGACCACGGAUGGAGCGCGCUCCUUCGCCCUCCCCCAUUAUGGAGAGAUGUUCUGGGGUCCCGGUCAGAGGAAACACCACGACUCUCUCAUCGGAUACACAGAUGGAAAAUCCUCCUUCAGGGAACCCACCGUCCCACCGGGGAACCUCUUCGGGCCCGGGGGCAGAUACAGGCCCCAGCAGGUGAAAGGCAUCAUGGGCAAGUUGGGUCAGCAGGUGUAUGAUCUGACAGGACGGGCGGGGUUGGACGGAGAUCCUCGCAUCAGGUGCCAGGCGUGGGCCCUGAAGGAGCUGGACCCCUCAGAGUGGACCAAGAAUCUGUUCUCGUGUCCCUGCACGCGCUCACAGGCUCUGGAGGACCUGUCCUUCCUGCAGGACACGGCUGACCCGGGGACACGAGUGAAGACUCUGAGGGGUCAGCGGUGGGGGGGCACGGGGGGACACGUGUUCAGGUCCAUCCUGUCAAACAGACUCGGCUCAGGGAAGAGGUGCGUGUACGAACCGGACGGGCCGCUGCUGGCCGGCUUCAGUGAGCGCUACUUCUCUGGACACAGCAUCCAGAAACACAUCGACGAAGACCUCCUGCCGUUCCAGUGGUGCUGUAUGGACUCUCCCCUGUGCCACCUUUACCUGAACAAGAGACCUCUGGACCGUUGCCAAGGUUACGGCUGGUCCAAUUCGGACAGCUUCACUCCCGCCAUGAAGGCGACGCAGGGCUCAGCGAUGGUGUUCGGCAGCCUCCACUUCAUCACCUUCGAUGGUACAGCGUUCUCCUUUAAAGCUCUGGGAGAGUUUGUGAUCCUGCGUCUGUCCUCCACCACGGGCUCUAACAUCUUCACCCUGCAGGGACAGAUGGACAGGCUGCACACGCAGACCAGGAGUGUGGUGGAGGUCCCAGUGGUGGUACGCAUGGCUGCCUUCCACCAGGGCAUCGGCAAGAUUGAGUGGAGAUGUGCAGAUGCAGGAGACGGACUGCAGCUGUUUGUGGAUGAUACAGAGGUCCCAGUCACAGUUGGUGUGGUGUACAUGGGGGAGGAGGACUUAGCCGUGCGCUGCAUGUCAGUGUCUCGCUGUGCGGCCGUGUACGCCGGUGGUCUCCAUGUGCUGGUGUGGAAGGUGGUGGGCAGCAACCAGCUGGCGGCCAUGGUGGAGGUUCCUCAGACGUUCUACAACCGCACCGUGGGUCUGAUGGGUCUAUGGAGCUCAAACCGCUCCGAUGACUUCCUCAAGUCGGACGGCAGGCUCCUCCUAUCGGCCGACCUCAACCCCCCCUCUGAGGAGAGACUGCAUGACUUCGGCCUGUCCUGGGCGGUUCCACUCCCAGAGAGCCUGUUGUUCUCCUCUCCCCCCCUCUCUCCCCUGGUGUCUCCCUCCUUAGAGCAGCUGAUGGGCAGCGUCAGUCCUGCGGAGGUGGAGGAUCUGAGGAGAAUCUGUAGAGGCAGUCUGCAGUGCGUCCACGACGCGCUGGCAACCGGCAGCUCCGACCUCGGUCUGCAGACUCUGGACGCCAAGAGGAAGUUUAAGAACCUGGCUCUGAUCUAUGGUAACAUGCCUCCCAUAGUGACAGAGCCCACAGUGAUCCACUUUAAGGUCAACUCUACUCUCAACAUCCAGAUCAAUGCUCAGGACCCAAAUGGAGACCCCAUCACCUUCUCGCUGCUCUACCCCCGACCUCCUCGUGCCUCCAUUGGCAGCGGUGACGGCCUCUUGUCCUGGACGCCUCUCAGCACGCAGCCUGUCCAGCUGACCAUCAGAGUCAGUGACGAGCUCAGCAGCUCCCUCUUCACCCCGGUCCUCAGAGUCUGCAACUGCCUGAACGGAGGAACCUGUCAGUACGACAGCGUUACGGAAAACCACCUGCACGGAAAGUUCCAGGUGGUGGGCUGUCUCUGCCCUGAAGGAUUCAGUGGAAAGUUCUGUGGCAGCGCUGCAGACGUGUGCAGAGGCAGGCCGUGUUUCCGUGGGGUGCAGUGCCGGUCAGGGUCAAAGGCGGGUCGGUUCACCUGCGGGGAGUGUCCCGGUAACAUGGUCUCUGAGGGGGAGCAGGGAUACAAGUGCUUCGAGCACGACAUGUGCAUCCCUCCUUUUAGCUUCCCCUGCCACAAAGACGCAGACUGCCUCAGCACCAAACUGAACUACACCUGCAACUGUCGGCCUGGAUUCACCGGAGACGGGAAGAACUGCACAGAUAUAGACGAGUGUGCAGAGCUGUCCACCUGUCCCAACGCUAAGUUUGAGUGUAAGAACACGCCGGGCGCUGUCGACUGUUUCUGCAGAUAUCAGAACAACAAGGACGCUGACGGAUGUGGUGACUCUGCUAAUCCUCCAGGGUGUAACGUGUUCAACGUCUCUGUGGGCUGGAAAAGAACAAACCUGACGGACUCAAACAGCUGGUGGACAUCCUGUCGAUGGGGUUCCAGAAUAAAUUCUACAAUGCCAGUAAGAAGGAUGCAGGACCGGUCUCGACUCCAGGUGUGACCGAAUAUCGUAUCAACAUGUCGAGUGACACACCCCACUGGUACAUCAGGGACUACCUGUCCAGAGUCAGCAGCCACUAUGACAUC
Molecule: messenger RNA, 2998 nt
Organism: Labrus bergylta (ballan wrasse)
Lineage: Eukaryota; Metazoa; Chordata; Actinopteri; Labriformes; Labridae
Product: mucin-like protein
Biological process (GO): cell-matrix adhesion; regulation of signaling receptor activity
Molecular function (GO): ErbB-2 class receptor binding; calcium ion binding
Source: RefSeq, a predicted model, not a curated record